Messenger RNA from Penicillium longicatenatum, 3993 nucleotides. RefSeq names its product ABC transporter ATP-binding protein. Gene Ontology annotation, biological process: transmembrane transport. Gene Ontology annotation, molecular function: ATP binding; ABC-type transporter activity; ATP hydrolysis activity. The transcript has a single exon. Gene Ontology annotation, cellular component: membrane. The record is from RefSeq and is a predicted model, not a curated record. Bases 1 to 3993 code for a protein of 1330 amino acids. Lineage: Eukaryota; Fungi; Ascomycota; Eurotiomycetes; Eurotiales; Aspergillaceae.
AUGUCGAAUCCUGUACCUACUGACAGGUCUGCUGACGAGUCCGAGUAUGUGGACGAGAAGCAGACCAAUAUUUCACACGGGAACACCGAUGUCGGUGACGCUUCUAAAGAGCAAAACCUGAUGAAACUCGACUCGAAGCAUGUGACUGCCGAAAGUUCACUGGGUGAAGAUGAUCCAUUCAAGAACAUCCCUCCGGCAGAGGCAGAGAUUCUGAGACGACAAGUCGAGGUACCGCUCGUUCAAGUUGGUAUUAAGACCUUGUAUCGCUAUGCGACUACCACCGACUUGGUGAUUAUUGCCAUCUCCGCUCUUUGUGCCAUCGCCGCUGGUGCGGCCCAACCUUUGAUGACUGUUAUUUUCGGUAAUCUUGCUGGUCAAAUCUCUUCGUUCUCCGCUGGAGGUAGUGCUUUGGAAGAUUUCCGCGACAAACUUUCUCACAAUGUGCUUUACUUCGUCUAUUUGGCUAUUGCUAAGUUCUUCACGACUUACAUAUCGACUGUUGGAUUCAUCUACACCGGAGAGAAGAUCAGUGCCCGGAUCAGAGAGGAAUAUCUCGCAGCCUGUUUGCGCCAGAACAUUGGAUUCUACGACAAGCUCGGUGCGGGCGAGAUCACCACUCGUAUCACAGCCGAUACGAACCUUAUCCAAGAUGGUAUCUCUGAAAAGGUCAGCCAGAGUCUCGCUGCGAUUGCAACAUUCAUCACAGCUUUCAUCAUUGCCUUCGUCAAAUACUGGAAACUCGCCCUGAUUCUCUGCUCGAUCAUCGUUGCGAUUGUGGUCGUGCUGGGUGGCUGUGGUAAAUUCAUGGUGAAGUACAACAAGCAAUCACUGGCUGCCUAUGCCCUCGGAGGAACCGUGGCUGAGGAAGUGCUUUCAUCUAUUCGAAAUGCUGUGGCCUUUGGCACACAAGAGAAAUUGGCUUUGCAGUACGAUGCGCACUUGGCCGAAGCUCAAAAAUGGGGCUUCAGACAGAAAUCCGUUCUGAGUUGUAUGAUGGGAUUUGCUAUGUGGGUCGUAUAUCUGAGCUACGGCUUGGCUUUCUGGCAAGGCUCUCGCUUCCUCGUCGAUGGCGAAGUCGGCAUUGGGCCAAUUCUCACUAUCAUUCUCGCUAUGUUGAUUGCAUCUUUCAGUCUGUCCAACGUUGCUCCUAAUGUCCAAGCUUUCACCACUGGACUUGCUGCUGCCGUGAAGGUCUUCGACACCAUUGACCGUGUUUCGCCACUUGAUCCCAAAUCAGAGGCUGGUGACCGGUUGGAGCAUGUUGAAGGAAGCAUUGAGCUCCGCAAUGUUAAGCACAUUUACCCUUCGCGCCCUGAGGUGUGUGUCAUGCAAGAUGUCAGCCUGUCCAUCCCGGCAGGUAAAAAGACCGCUCUGGUCGGUUCCUCUGGAUCAGGAAAGUCAACGAUUGUUGGUCUCAUCGAACGUUUCUACGACCCAGUUGCCGGUACUCUCUUUCUUGACGGCCAUGACAUCUCGACUCUGAAUCUCCACUGGUUGCGGCAACAGAUUUCCCUGGUGAGCCAGGAGCCAACUUUGUUCGGAACCACCAUCUUCGAAAACAUCGCCCAUGGUCUCAUCGGCACAAAAUUCGAGAAUGAGAGUGAGGAACGUCGCAAGGAACGAAUUUUCGAGGCCGCAAAGAUGGCAAACGCCCAUGACUUUGUUAGUGCGCUGCCGGAAGGAUAUGAGACCAACGUCGGUGAGAAGGGAUUUCUGCUUUCUGGAGGACAGAAGCAGCGUAUUGCCAUUGCACGUGCAAUGGUCAGCGACCCCAAGAUCCUUUUGCUUGAUGAAGCCACCUCAGCACUCGACACCAAAUCUGAAGGCGUUGUCCAAGCUGCGCUGGAAGUUGCCGCGGAGGGCAGAACCACAAUCAUUAUUGCCCACAGAUUGUCUACCAUCAGAGAUGCAGACAACAUUGUUGUCAUGUCUGAGGGCCGUAUUGUCGAGCAGGGCACCCACCACGAGCUCAUUGAACAGAAGGGUACUUACUGUAAUCUUGUCGAGGCACAGAGAAUCGGAGGGACGAACGACUCGACACCCCAUGAAGAGGGAUCACUCAAUGACGACGCAUUGACGGAUGACCUCACUGACGAGAAAGACCUUGUGAACAAAGUCGUCUCUCGCAAGCUUACACUCGACCGUACCAAUACGCAAAAAUCCCAGUCUAGUCAGGUUCUGCGGAAUCGCCAGCCGGAAGUUGGGCCGAGAUACUCUAUGUGGACUCUUAUCAAGUUCAUCGCCUCUUACAAUAGCAGCGAAUGGAAAAUUCUGCUGGUUGGACUUUUCUGGGCCGGUAUCUGUGGUUGUGGUAACCCAACUUCGGCUGUCUUAUUCGCGAAGGAGAUUAUUUCUCUGGCAGCUUACGGCGUGUCAGCAACUGGCCCCGAGGUUCGAUCAAACAGUGACUUCUGGAGCUGGAUGUACUUCAUGCUGGCAUUUGUGCAAUUUAUCGCUUUCGUCUGUCAAGGUGUGAUCUUUGCAUGGUGCUCCGAGAAACUCGUGCACCGAGUCAGAGAUGCCGCGUUCAGAAGCAUGCUUCGUCAGGACAUUUGCUUCUUCGACAAGGAUGAAAACACCGCGGGUGCUCUGACUUCUUUCCUCAGCACAGGCACAACGAGCGUUGCUGGCCUCAGUGGCGCUACUCUGGGAUCCAUUCUUACUUGUCUGACCACACUUGUUGCCGCCAUCUCUCUUUCAUGCGCUAUUGGCUGGAAGCUAGGACUUGUGACUACCUCCACUAUCCCAGUCUUGAUAGGAUGUGGAUUCUUCCGAUUCUGGAUUCUGGCUCGAUUCCAGGCCCGCGCUAAGAAGGCCUACGAGUCUUCAGCUAGCUAUGCAUGCGAGGCCACUUCCGCCAUUCGCACCGUCGCCUCGUUGACCAGGGAAGAAGACGUUCUCGUGCACUACCAGGCUGCAUUGGCCGAGCAGGGCAAAAAGAGUCUACGCUCAGUUUUGAAGUCUUCAACCUUGUUUGCCGCGUCCGAAUCUCUCACUUUCCUCUGCAUGGCAUUGGGUUUCUGGUAUGGUGGUACCCUCAUCACCAAUGGUGAAUAUACUAUCCAACAAUUCUUUAUUUGUUUCCCUGCUAUCAUCUUCGGAGCUCAAUCUGCCGGAAGCAUGUUCGCCUUCGCACCAGACAUGGGCAAAGCGCAAGAGUCCGCUCGUGAGCUGAAGACGCUUAUUGACUACAAGCCCUCAAUCGAUACCUGGUCGACCGAAGGAGAGAAGGUGGAGGAGAUUGAAGGCCGCAUUGAAUUCCGUGAUGUUCAUUUUCGUUACCCGACCCGGCCUGAGCAGCCUGUUCUCCGGGGUCUUAACCUUACCGUUGAGCCUGGCCAGUACGUCGCACUGGUUGGCGCUUCAGGAUGUGGAAAGUCCACCACCAUCGCUCUCCUUGAACGUUUCUACGAUCCACUUGUCGGAGGUGUCUUCGCCGAUGGCAAGGAGAUCUCCUCCUUAAAUUUACCCGAAUACCGAUCAUUCGUCGCUCUUGUAUCCCAGGAGCCGACCUUGUAUCAAGGCACCAUUCGUGAGAAUAUUCUCCUGGGUACUACUCGCAAAGACGUCCCCGAUGAGAGUAUUGAACUUGCAUGCCGCGAAGCGAACAUCUACGAUUUCAUCAUGUCCCUGCCGGAAGGCUUCUCCACCAUCGUUGGUAACAAGGGAGCCAUGUUGUCAGGAGGCCAGAAGCAGCGUAUCGCCAUUGCUCGUGCCCUCCUUCGGAACCCAAGAAUUCUGCUUCUAGACGAGGCCACCAGUGCGCUAGACUCUGAGUCUGAGCGGGUCGUGCAGGCUGCACUGGAUAAGGCUGCUAAGGGCCGGACCACGAUUGCCGUUGCUCACCGGUUGUCGACUAUUCAACGUGCUGACGUCAUCUAUGUCUUUGAUCAGGGCCGAGUUGUCGAGGCCGGAACGCAUGGAGAGUUGAUGAAGCUGGGCGGCAAAUACUUCGAAUUGGUGAAUUUGCAGAGCUUAGGGGACGCUCAAUAG